AGAAAAAAAUAAAAACGACGUGUAGACAUUCUCUCUUUAUACCCCUUCUCUGUUAAGAAUGUCGUGUCCAGAACCAUACCUAAACAAAAAAAUUGAUAUCAAAUCAAGCGUAAAAAAUAAUGAGUUUUUUUCAAGCAAUGUUGUGAAUGAUUGGACUUUCAAAAACUUUGUAAUAUGGACUGGCGAUAUUUAUGCUAAAAGGAUGAAAUCCCACUUAAAAGAGUAUCACAAUAGCUUGAAUUCCUUACUCAAAAAACAAAAUAUGGAUCGUGCUCUUGUUCAAUAUGUCACCAGUCUUUUAAAUAAAAAGUGGUCGGAUCAUGAGUUAAAUUUGCUGCGCGAGGAGUUUAACGAGAAGCCAAUCAUAGGAGGGUCUAUCAACAUCACGAACUCUGUCGUAAAUCACUCGAACAUCACCAAUAGCCCAUCCGUAUCACUGAGGCAAACCAAGCGUAGAAGAAGUUCAUUGCCACCAUCAGGCAGCGUUGUCUCGGUUAAGAAAAAUAAAGAGACGUACUCUUUAAUUAAGCCAACCACACCUAAUGCCCUUUUUUCUUUGGACAGCCCUUUUUUUGAUGAAGAUAUCAAAGCCAAAGUUGCUGAAAUUGCUCACAUUAAAAUAAGUAACGAGUGCAUUUGUCAAGACCAAUCAUUAGUAAAUGAGUAUUUGAAGAAUGUUGAGGAAAGUAAAGCAAAGUCAUGUAUGAAACGUCUCCCGAAUGCAAUGGCUUUUCUUAGCGGCGCCUUGAACCAGAAUGUCAACACACUCAUAGCUUGGUUAGGUAAAAAUGGAUUCGAAUCCAACCACUCCGAGGAAGAAGACAAAGCAAUACUUUUCAUUCGCCUGGUGUUAACUGAUUUCUAUGCAAAUUGCAUGAAGCCUCCAUUGUUGAACAAAGCAAACGAAAGGACUCCUUUUGUAGAAUAUCUGGUACCCAUAUUUAAAUACUAUAGUGCUGUUUAUCAAAACAUAAACUUCCAAUGGUGUGAGAAAGGUCUAGAUGGCAAUAAGUGCCUGAAAUAUUUCGAUUUGGAAGAUCAAGGGAAAAAACGUCUUGCGGAUGGUAUUGGUUAUGUAGUUGCUGACAACACCGAGAGUAUGCUAAUUGAAUCGUCGGGGGAGGAAAAUGACGAGCAUAGAAAGGGUGACACGAUCAAGCUACUAGAAUGUAGCAUACGAGCCUUAAAGAUGGAAAUGGAAAAGAUGAAAUCUUCUUCUUUUACAACAUAUAAAAAAAGAAAGUUUAUUAGUUACCUCUAUGCCCGUGAUAAGUUGACGAUGCUGGUUACUUCUGUUGUAGAUAAAGACCAUUGGGGAUUUGUUCACGUGAGGGACGCUUUAAUUCCAAGAACAUGGGAGACACGGCUACGUUGGUUAAAAUUGUUUGAUUUGAUGUUGUGCACCAAGGAUAAACUAGAAGAACAGCGCAUUAUAGCAGAGAUGUUAGAAAAGGAAGAAGACGGUUGGAUUGAAGUCUCAGAGGGAGAUUCAAUUCAGGAUAUGCUGAACUUUUAGUUGUUUGAAGUAACUACAAUGUACCAUCAUUUUUUUUUAAAUAUACCCAAACUGUUUACAACAUAGUAUUGAAUAAUCAACUUGCUUAAAUCACUUCAAGUUAAAGAGUAUUGUAUUCAUAAAUAUGCAAACGUAUGUCAAGAUGCUUUAAGCAAAGAAAGCUUUAUAUUUGAGAUGGUAUGAGAAGGAU
Messenger RNA from Mucor mucedo, 1706 nucleotides. RefSeq lists its product as uncharacterized. The transcript is spliced from 8 exons. The coding region runs from base 59 to 1516 and encodes 485 amino acids. The record is from RefSeq and is a predicted model, not a curated record. NCBI's taxonomy places the organism in Eukaryota, Fungi, Mucoromycota, Mucoromycetes, Mucorales, Mucoraceae.